AUGGAGAAUUCUCGAUCAGCUGGUACUACAUCUACUUCAACAACCGUUGUAAUGUUUCGCCAUCCUAUUGGCCCUUUUCAUCGUAAAACGGCCAAAGAUUUUUUGCAUCAUCUAAAUGCCACCUCAAAAUUUAGCAGAAUUUUAUUUAACAAAUUGAAAGGCGUAAAAAAGUUUAAUGAACGACAAACAACACUUUCUUUCUCUAUAAUUGAAUGUGAAUGUAUGAAUUGUCAUUGGUCAAUUGAAAUUGAUUUUGGUCAAUAUGCAAGGAAUCUUGAAGAAGAAUUAUGCUUUCGUUCUUCCUCUCUAUUUGAUGAAUUAUGA
Molecule: messenger RNA, 324 nt
Organism: Loa loa (African eye worm)
Lineage: Eukaryota; Metazoa; Nematoda; Chromadorea; Rhabditida; Onchocercidae
Exons: 2
Coding region: 1-324 (107 amino acids)
Source: RefSeq, a predicted model, not a curated record